Messenger RNA from Sycon ciliatum, 2445 nucleotides. RefSeq lists its product as uncharacterized. The transcript is spliced from 9 exons. Lineage: Eukaryota; Metazoa; Porifera; Calcarea; Leucosolenida; Sycettidae. The coding region runs from base 114 to 1901 and encodes 595 amino acids. The record is from RefSeq and is a predicted model, not a curated record. Gene Ontology annotation, biological process: fatty acid metabolic process. Gene Ontology annotation, molecular function: medium-chain fatty acid-CoA ligase activity.
UAAUUACUUACUUGCUUACUUGGAGAAACCCAUAAUUGCCAUUGAAAGAAUAAUAAUAAUCAGCGGGCAGUGGCUGACAGGUUAGUCGGUGACUACAAGCCGCUCUCAUCGUCAUGGAGGUGUCCGGCAAUCCGCUCCUAGCGUCCAGUGACGAGGAGCGCGAAAAGCUCUACAGGCAGCUGAUCUCCCCUGACGCUGUCAUAGCGGAGAAAGAUCUGUUCAACAUCGCACGAGUCAUGGUGGACAAUGGCCGACGAUAUCCCGAUCGGCUAUGCAUGUCGUUUGCUGGUGGCGUGACGUGCACGUUUGCACAGAUGCUGGCUUUAGCUAGUGACAUCUACACGGUGCUGAAAGAGCGCGGCCUGAAGGAGGAAGAUCGAUUGCUUGCCACCAUGAAGCCCGGCGUUGUGUUCUACGCCACUGUGAUCGCUGCCUGGGCACUUGGACUGGUCAUUGUGCUCAUUGACAAAGGCAACUUCAAGAGCAUCACCAAGGUCAACCACUGCCUGACGCUGGCCAAGCCGAAGGCAUGGCUACGUAUUGGCACCGAAUUCUGGUAUACCAAGUGGAUAUUCUCAUCAAUCCGUGCGAUCCCAAUGCUCAUUGAGCUGCCCACAGGUAUUUCUGGCCCUUUCCUGUCGCCCGACGCGCGCCACUUGCUGUCGGCGGACGAUGUGUGUUCUGCGCGCAAUGCUCUUGUGACGUUCACCUCCGGAAGCACGGGCCUGCCGAAGAUGAUUCUGCGCCACCACUCCUUCGUCAUGAAGCAGGUGCUUAGUAUUACGGCGUGCGAUUUUGACGCGCAGCAGCGCGAUCUCAACCCGGCAGGUCGCACGCCGUUGCUGGGUGAGAUGGUCAACUUAACCAACCUGCCCGUGGGAGCGCUGGUGUUCAUUGCGAUUGGUGCACCGUGUAUCCUGGAGACGGAUAUUCUGGGUAGUAACGUUGAUGAGAUCCUGAGUCGCUGCCGGAGUGCCAAGCAGACGACCGGACGACAGCAUUGCUCAUGCAUCGGCUCCCCGGCAUUCCUACAGCGCAUCGUGCAGCACUGCAUCGCGACAAAGCAAGACGUUCCAAUCACAAUCGGUCACACCGGAGGAGCUCCGAUCUAUAGCCGACUCAACACCCUCCUGCACGGCAACACAAAGUCGUGCUUUGCCAUUUACGGCAGCACGGAAGCGGAGCCCAUCUCGAGCAUCGGCACCUGGGAGAAGAUACAGCGAGAAGCGGCAGCGCGCAAGAUUGCAUCGUCGCUGGGCGGACACUGUGUGGGCAAACCUCAUUUCCCAGGCAGCCUGGCGAUCAUCAAACAGCACGAUGGUCAAAUUCCCGAUGAUGUUGUACUCGAAGACUUACAGCUAGACUGUGGACAAGCCGGCGAAGUUGUGCUCCGCGGCUGGAGUGUCAAUAUGCAUGAAGUGCCACGGAAGCGCUUCCUCUUUGACAGGCAAGGCAGAAAGUGGCUUCGCAUGGACGAUGGUGCGUAUCUAGACAAGGAUGGAUAUGUCUGGGUAGUUGGACGAAUGACGUGGAAGGUCGAGCGAGACGGUCGAGAAUUUUGGUCCGUGAUCGUUGAAGAGAAGAUGAUGAGCCAGUGUAGCCUAAUCACCUAUGCCACGUACAUGAAGCGUGAUGGCAAAGCACACCUAUUCAUCGAAGCUCCAAAUGGCCUGCCGGAAUCCGAACUUGAAAGCCUCAAGCAAUGCAUCAAGCGAGACGGCAUCCCGGUGGACAGCUUCCGCGUCAUGACGGAAAUCCCGCGUGACGCCCGCCAUGCCAGCAAGCCCAACACGGCGGCGCUCUUCGCCUCGUCGUGGUCGUCGUCUUGGCAACCGUUCAUGCUAGUGCUCCUGGUCAUUGCCCUCCUGGUGCUGGUCAUCACUAUGUUGCGCAUGACAUAAGGCACUGCAUAGGGCCGUUGUCCAUUACAGUAGCAUUUUUUUUUAAAUUGCUGAGAUAUUGAUGUACAGCGGCAGCCUUACUGAUCGAGCUUGAAGCUACCCAUUCGAGUGCCCACUGACAUAUUCCUUUCGUUCAUCUGCAAGCAAUGCAGUGCUACUGGGGUUUACCAAAGAGCUGCCGGAGAAUUUACCCGUGGCUUUGUUAGAUAUCUGACAUUAGGAAGCACUGGCAUGCCAUAUUAUUUCGCCGAUAUGCGUAGCUGUGGGUAUCUAGAUUUUUACUGAUUGUCUGGCAGGUGAUUGCCAGUCUAGGACAGAGGCUGUGGAGACUAAACUACCAAGUAUGAGGGCCUGAUAUUCUCACAACGUUAUGGACAUACGUAUGGCUCUUCCAGGAUACAUAAUGGAGUUAGAAUCACUUUCAAUCCUGGCCCAGAAUUAUCAGAACAUCAGAAUACAUUCCUACCACAUGAACCAUUGACUACAAUAGAUGCGGUAUUUUCACAACAACGCCUCUCUUGAAGAAAUCACGGACAUAGCCUGA